Molecule: messenger RNA, 965 nt
Organism: Camponotus floridanus (Florida carpenter ant)
Lineage: Eukaryota; Metazoa; Arthropoda; Insecta; Hymenoptera; Formicidae
Gene: Mp20
Product: muscle-specific protein 20
Exons: 4
Coding region: 106-660 (184 amino acids)
Molecular function (GO): protein binding
Source: RefSeq, a predicted model, not a curated record
CUCCCCCGACUUAGCCACGGUGGUUGCGUGGUUCACGCGAAAAGUAUAAAAAGCUCGCGACUAAGAGGGACCCGGCACUUCAGUCUUUUCAAAAAUAUCGUAAGGAUGGCUCUAGAACGUCAAGUGCGCGCUAAGAUUGCGGGAAAACGCAAUCCCGAACAAGAGAGGGAGGCGCAGGAGUGGAUCGAAUCGAUCCUCGGCAAAAAGUUUCCCCCCGGUGAGACCUUCGAGGAUGUGCUGAAGGACGGCCAGGUCCUCUGUCAUCUCAUGAAUAAGAUUUCUCCUGGAUCGGUACCGAAGAUCAAUUCCACCGGCGGGCAGUUCAAGAUGAUGGAGAAUAUUAAUUUGUUUCAAAAGGCUCUAAAGGAAUACGGAGUGGACGAUGUCGACGUUUUUCAGACGGUGGACUUGUGGGAGAAGAAAGAUAUCGCACAAGUAGUAACAACGUUGUUCGCUCUUGGCCGAACGACGUACAAGCAUCCCGAAUGGAAAGGACCUUCUCUAGGACCCAAGCCAGCAGAAGAGUGUAAACGUGACUUUACAGAGGAACAAUUGCGAGCUGGCGAGGGGAUGAUUGGUCUCCAAGCGGGUUCCAACAAGGGUGCGACUCAAGCUGGUCAGAGCAUCGGUGCUACCCGCAAAAUUCUCUUGGGAAAGUAAAAUAAAAAUUUUAAUGCAGUUGCUUACUCUCUUCCACUCUUUAGAUCUAAAAAAAAUUGCGUACUUUUCUAUGUAUAUGUAAAUGCGUAUAUAUAUUUUUUAUUUUACUUUUGUAAUUAAAUGAAUAGCUGUCAUUUAUUGAUCUGUCUUCUCAUUUUACUUCUUAAAUAUAAGCGGUGUAUGUCACGAAGGUAGUAAAUAUAUCAACUCGUAAUAAGUUUUAAUCUUCUUAAUCAAAGAUAGAGAGAGAAAGAGAGAAAAAGAGUGUACAUCUCUUAAUAAAGCUAGCGAUAAUAUUGACAUAA